Molecule: messenger RNA, 627 nt
Organism: Arachis ipaensis
Lineage: Eukaryota; Viridiplantae; Streptophyta; Magnoliopsida; Fabales; Fabaceae
Source: RefSeq, a predicted model, not a curated record
AUGGCUAGUGAGAAAAGUUUUGUAGUGUUGGUUCAUCACAAAGGAUCGAUUAAGAGGAAAACACGAUCUGGAAUGAAGUUCACUGAUAAGAAUCCUCUCAGUAUUUUUAUCAGGCCUACGACGAUCUAUGAUGAGUUUGUGAAUUCUAUACUACAGAAACUUGGUCUGCAAGGCGUGAAACGAGUUCACAAGUUAUUCUAUCGCAUUCCGAUCUUAGUGCUGCAAGAAAUAGUGAAGUAUGAUUGUUUCACGAUCGGGAGUGAUGAGGACUUGCAGGACCUGUUUCAUUGUCGUCGGCAGUUUCCUGAGGUUUGGACACCUGAGCUGUUGGCGAAACCUGUUGGUGCAUCUUCGUCCGUCCCUGUGCAUGAACCUCCGGUCGAGCCUAUCGCCUCCCCGUCGUUCGCUGUUGAUCUCAACUGUAGUAGAGGUGGAGAGGUUGGAAUAGUGGAUGUUGUGCCGACUUCUUUACAGUGUGCUGCACCGGCUGGUCUGGGCGAUGCAUUGCUGGAUGAUGUUGACGAUGAUGAUGUGGAGCCGGAUAUCAUUGCGGAUGACAGUGGUGAUGAUAUUGGAGCGAGUGAUCCAGCUGGGGCUGGAGGUGGUUCUAGCUCUGGCACACAGUAG